AUGCAUUCCCAGAAGAAAGGCGUUGUCCCGGAUGGCCACUCCGUUACCAACAGGCUACAGAACGAGCUUGUGCAGUUGAUGAUGAGCGGCACACCUGGGAUCUCUGCCUUUCCCGAGUCUGACACUAACAUCUUGAAGUGGACGGGAACGAUUGAAGGUCCCCAGGGUACCCCAUACGAGAGCUUGGUGUUUAAAAUCAGCUUAGACUUUCCAUCCAACUACCCAUACACCGCGCCAACCAUCAUGUUUGUGUCACCGAUGUGGCACCCAAACAUUGAUAUGAAAGGAAACAUCUGCCUCGACAUAUUGAAGGAAAAGUGGUCGGCGAUCUAUAACGUCCAGACGAUCAUGUUGUCUUUGCAGUCAUUAUUGGGAGAACCAAACAACAGCUCGCCGUUGAACGCACAGGCUGCGCAAUUGUGGGACACAGACAUGGACGAGUACAAGCGCUUGUUGAUGCAGAGAUACGAAGAGAUUGAAGAUUAG
This is a messenger RNA of Babjeviella inositovora NRRL Y-12698, 486 nucleotides long. RefSeq lists its product as uncharacterized. The coding region runs from base 1 to 486 and encodes 161 amino acids. The transcript has a single exon. Lineage: Eukaryota; Fungi; Ascomycota; Pichiomycetes; Serinales. The record is from RefSeq and is a predicted model, not a curated record.